Molecule: messenger RNA, 875 nt
Organism: Capra hircus (goat)
Lineage: Eukaryota; Metazoa; Chordata; Mammalia; Artiodactyla; Bovidae
Gene: CCDC182
Product: coiled-coil domain containing 182
Exons: 1
Coding region: 68-529 (153 amino acids)
Source: RefSeq, a predicted model, not a curated record
AAAAAAAAAAAUUCACUGACUUGGCUAGACCCUAGCUCCCUCUCUUUGUCCGGACGGAGGCGGCACUAUGGAGCCCCUCUAUCAGUCAGGUUCCAUUCUUAUGAAGGUGAACACCUUACAAGGGAAGAAGAUGGUGGAGAGCGGCCUCCAGUCUGGGGACUUCUCGCUGCCCCCAUCGUGGUCCUCCAGCCUGCUGCCGCCGGCCGACCUAGAGAUCCUGCAGCAGAAGGUGGCCGGGAUGCAGCGAGAGCUGGAGGACUUCAAGAAGGAGGCGCUCAGGGCCAUCCGCUACCUGGAAGACGCCUUCUGCGAGAUGAACGGGGCCCUGGUGCAGCAGGAGGAGCAGGCGGCCCGCGUGAAGCAGCGGCUGCGGGAGGAGGAGGACCGCGGCGUCGUGCGGAACAAGGUCCUCACCUUCCUGCUGCCCCGGGAGAAGCAGCUCCGGGAGCAUUGCAAGCGGCUGGAGUUCCUGCUGCUGGGCCGGGGCCGCGACCCUCCGAGCAUCCCCGGGAAGAUCCAGGCCAACUGAGGCUCGUCCGUGACGAGCCGCCGAGCAGCCCGGUGGAAGAUGCGUUUAGCUAGAAGGACGCAUCCCGAGUCCUGGUCCGUUUGCUCCCCUCCCCUACCCCCUCUCUGCGGCAUUCCCUCUGCCUAAAUAACACCUUGCUGAGAGGCGAAAAGACCCGUUAUGUUCUUUCGGUGAAGCUCUGUCUAUCCAGCAGCACCCAGGAAAGAGGCGCCCCAACCCUAAGUCUUUGGAAGACACCUGUAACUUCCCCCCCUCUUUGUAAUGGUGCUAUUGCUCAAAUGUAUAACAUGUUUUUUUGACCUUCUUAAACUGAUUGUGUCGAACACAUGUAGCUUCUUUUAAUGAC